This is a messenger RNA of Grosmannia clavigera kw1407, 1422 nucleotides long. RefSeq lists its product as uncharacterized. Bases 1 to 1422 code for a protein of 473 amino acids. The transcript has 2 exons. The record is from RefSeq and is a predicted model, not a curated record. Lineage: Eukaryota; Fungi; Ascomycota; Sordariomycetes; Ophiostomatales; Ophiostomataceae.
AUGCCGCGUGGCAGGAUUGGCAAGGUCACCGCUGCAAGAGCCGGGCGAGAGCGAGGAAAGCCACGCCGGCUUUGUCUGUGGGGGCUAUCCACUGCGUAUCGUGUGGGCUUUGUUAGCCAGAGACGACGUGCUUCCAACGUGGGCCGUCGUGCAACAGAGACGGCGACAGAGACGGCGAUAUCCAAGAUAGCGGAAGAUGCCGAUCGGGUUUCGUCCAUGUCUCCCCCUCUGCUUAUCAACUCCGACGGGUCAGAGACCUGGUCAGAAACGGAUGAGAAUAGCCUCGUCAAGCGGCUGGCUGCCCUCUGCAGCCACAUUCUGACGGCCGAAGACAGCAGCCCGGCGAACAGCCGACACGAGCAACACGACCGAUGCGACCACUACGACCCAUGCAGCGAAUACAAGCACGCCCUAUCGCCCGAGACGACCUGCCUGCUGUCAGAUCUCUGCAUGUUCAUCCAGGCCCGCCUCGAGGGCCGCGACGCUCCGAUAGCGACCGGGAGCAGCAGCAGCAGUGCCAAUGGCACUUUUCAGUCGUCCGAGUCGCCCGAGUCGCUCGACAUGGUGCGGCACCGGCUGGCGGUCCUGGCCAACCUGAACAAGGCGAUCGAGGCGGCCAAUCCGCUGGCUUUUCUGGGCAUCGCCACGUUUGCCGUCCUCGAAGUCUGCGACACCACCUUUGGCGAGUGGAAGUGCCACCUGUACGGCGCCCGCUACGUGCUCGACUACCACCGUUGCCAGAGCAUGGCCGACCUGCACCGGCUGGCGCGUUUCGUGCCCGGUUUGCUCGACAUCCUCGCCCGCCUGGUCUGGUUCGACAUCUGCGGCGCCAUUGUGCGCGGCGCCGACGCCGAUGCCGACGCUGGCCUCAUCUUUGAGGACUGGCACCGCCAGGUUCUCGAUCACGCCUUUUUUAGCACCAUUGGAUGUCCGGCCGACACCUGCGCCCUCUACGUCGACGUGGCCCGGUCGCAAAUCGCAUGCGAAUCCGUACGCAGCUGUCUGCGCGUGACCGAGCAGGUUCUGAAGCUGCAGACACGAUCGGAAAGAUCGUCCGGCUGGGACGUCUGCGCCGACGUAAACCGCUGUGCGGCCGCCCUAGCCGUCCUGGUCCAGGUUCCCGACUCGGAAGUCCUGCUGGCGGAGAGCCGAGAGGCGACCGCGGCGGCCGUGGUGGAAAGGCUGUGCGAGACCCUGGCGGCGACGUCGUCGUCGUCGCCCUUUUACAUCCACAUGGCCCUGGGCGCCUAUCUAGCCGGGAUGCAUGCGCGGACAGACGAGCAAUGCCGGACGGUUCGUCAGUAUUGGCUCAAUUGUAACCUCUCUGGCAUCUCGCGAUAUCCGGGAGGUCUGGCGCGUUGCGAGGCGCAUUGGCGAAAAGCCGGGCUUCUGGCUAGUUCGGUUAUAAGGGAGAUGAAGUAG